AUGUCUAUCCCAAAAACUCAAAAAGCUGUUAUUUUCGAAACCAACGGUGGUCCAUUGCUUUACAAGGACAUUCCAGUCCCAAAACCAGCUCCUCAUGAAUUAUUGAUCAACGUCAAAUACUCAGGUGUCUGUCACACUGAUUUACACGCAUGGAAGGGUGACUGGCCAGUACCAACCAAAUUACCAUUAGUUGGUGGUCAUGAAGGUGCCGGUGUUGUCGUAGCCAUGGGUGAAAACGUCAAAGGUUGGAAAAUUGGUGAUUAUGCCGGUGUCAAGUGGUUGAAUGGUUCUUGUUUAAACUGUCAAUACUGUAACCAUACUGAUGAACCAAAUUGUGAUGACGCAGUAUUAUCAGGAUAUACCCAUGAUGGUUCAUUCCAACAAUAUGCUACUGCAGAUGCAGUUCAAGCUGCCAGAAUUCCAGCAGGUACUGAUUUGGCAGGAGCUGCACCAAUUUUAUGUGCUGGUGUCACUGUUUACAAAGCCAUUAAGACUUCUGGGUGUAAGGCAGGUGACUGGAUCGGUAUUUCUGGUGCUGCUGGUGGUUUAGGUUCCCUUGCUGUCCAGUACGCUAAAGUUAUGGGAAUGAGAGUUGUCGGUCUUGAUGUCGGAGCAGAAAAGGGAGAAUUCGCCAAGUCUAUGGGUGCAGAAGCUUAUGUUGAUGUUAAAGCUGAAAAGGAUGUCGUUGCCGCAGUUAAGAAGAUUACUGAUGGUGGUCUCCAUGCAAUCAUUAACGUUUCGGUCUCCCCUGCUGCUAUGCAACAAUCCGUUGAACUUGUUAGAAAGAAGGGUGUAGUUGUCCUUGUUGGUUUACCACAAGAUGCCUCAAUUAAUGUUCCUGUCUUUGAUUCCGUUUUUAGAACUAUCGAAGUCAGAGCUUCAUAUGUUGGAAACAGAGCUGAUACCUUUGAAGCUAUGGAUAUGUUCUGCCGUGGAUUAGUUAAGUGUCCAAUCAAGAUUGUUGGUUUAAGUGAAUUACCAGGGGUCUACAAGUUAAUGGAAGAAGGAAAGAUUUUGGGUAGAUACGUUCUUGACACCUCAAAGUAG
Molecule: messenger RNA, 1047 nt
Organism: Hemisphaericaspora subhashii
Lineage: Eukaryota; Fungi; Ascomycota; Pichiomycetes; Serinales; Debaryomycetaceae
Product: zinc-dependent alcohol dehydrogenase
Exons: 1
Coding region: 1-1047 (348 amino acids)
Molecular function (GO): oxidoreductase activity; zinc ion binding
Source: RefSeq, a predicted model, not a curated record